Molecule: messenger RNA, 1587 nt
Organism: Erinaceus europaeus (western European hedgehog)
Lineage: Eukaryota; Metazoa; Chordata; Mammalia; Eulipotyphla; Erinaceidae
Gene: CKM
Product: creatine kinase, M-type
Exons: 8
Coding region: 159-1304 (381 amino acids)
Biological process (GO): phosphocreatine biosynthetic process
Molecular function (GO): creatine kinase activity
Source: RefSeq, a predicted model, not a curated record
GCUCGCCUGGGUCCCAAGCGAGGGUGGAGGCUCAGCUGCCCCUCCCCCUGGGCCCCUAUAUAAGGCCAGGGUGCCAGGCACCGGCUUUGGGUCAUUGUCGCCUUGGAGUGCAGACAGCCCCCUUCAACACAGCCCAGCCAGGCCUGCCAGCCGCCGCCAUGCCUUUCGGCAACACCCACAACAAAUUCAAGCUGAACUACAAGCCAGAGGAGGAGUACCCCGACCUGGCCAAGCACAACAACCACAUGGCCAAGGUCCUGACGCCCGACCUCUACAAGAAGCUGCGUGACAAGGAGACGCCCUCCGGCUUUACCCUGGAUGACAUCAUCCAGACCGGCGUCGACAAUCCCGGCCACCCCUUUAUCAUGACUGUGGGCUGUGUGGCCGGAGAUGAGGAAUCCUACGACGUGUUCAAGGACCUUUUCGACCCCAUCAUCCAGGACCGGCAUGGAGGCUAUAAGCCCACUGACAAGCACAAGACUGACCUCAACCAUGAGAACCUCAAGGGUGGAGACGACCUGGACCCCAACUACGUGUUCAGCAGCCGCGUCCGCACUGGCCGAAGCAUCAAGGGCUACACGCUGCCCCCUCACUGCUCCCGCGGGGAGCGCCGCGCUGUGGAGAAGCUCUCUGUGGAAGCCCUCAACAGCCUGACGGGAGAGUUCAAGGGGAAGUACUACCCUCUGAAGAGCAUGACGGAGCAGGAGCAGCAGCAGCUCAUCGAUGACCACUUCCUGUUCGACAAGCCUGUGUCCCCACUGCUGCUGGCCUCAGGCAUGGCCCGGGACUGGCCCGAUGCCCGCGGCAUCUGGCAUAACGACAACAAGACCUUCCUGGUGUGGGUGAACGAGGAGGAUCACCUCAGAGUCAUCUCCAUGCAGAAGGGGGGCAACAUGAAGGAGGUUUUCCGUCGCUUCUGCGUGGGGCUGCAGAAGAUUGAAGAGAUCUUCAAGAAGGCAGGGCACCCCUUCAUGUGGAACGAGCACCUGGGCUACGUGCUCACCUGCCCCUCCAACCUGGGCACGGGGCUACGCGGAGGCGUGCACGUGAAGCUGGAGCACCUAAGCAAGCAUCCCAAAUUCGAGGAGAUCCUCACCCGCCUGCGUCUGCAGAAGCGAGGCACAGGUGGCGUGGACACAGCUGCAGUGGGUUCAGUGUUUGACGUGUCCAAUGCCGACCGGCUGGGCUCGUCCGAGGUGGAACAGGUGCAGCUGGUGGUGGACGGUGUGAAGCUCAUGGUGGAGAUGGAAAAGAAGCUGGAGAAGGGCCAGUCCAUCGACGACAUGAUCCCUGCUCAGAAGUAGGCGUCCAGCCCGCCUGCCCGCCGCCAGACUGCCGGAAUCCCAGCCAAUAGGAGAACCCGGUGUGCUGGAGCCCCGGCCCUUCUCAGACCCCGUCUAUAGGUUCCGUCUGCGGGAGGCUCGAGAUUCAAUCAAUGGGCUCCAGCCUCAGGGUUCUUCUGGCCAAUGAAAACCCUCACUCACACCUUCCUCUCCUUUUAGGAGUUCCGGCUAACGGAGCUCGCAGCAUGCCUGGAGCUCCUGCUUUUUCUACACCCAAAACAAAUAAAAGCAAUGGUGGCCUUAA